AUGGCAUACACAAAUCUCUCACUUCUUGCUCUCUGCAUGCUCCCAACAUUCAUCCUCAUAAUCUUCCUUAAACUCAUACUCCGUCCACACCCCACCAAAAUCCCAAUCAAAUCCCGCCACGUGUUCAUCACGGGCAGCUCUAGUGGUAUCGGCUUGGCUCUAGCGCGUCAAGCCGCAGCUGAGGGCGCUCUGGUCACUAUCUUAGCUCUGGAUUAUAACCUUGAAGAAGCCAAAACCUCUAUCAAACUCUCCACUGGUGCUGAUGUCAUUAUGUUAAAAGCAGAAGUAUGCGAUUUCGGAGCGGUUAAGGAGGCGGAUCAAGGUGUGUUUGUGGCAUAA
This is a messenger RNA of Helianthus annuus (common sunflower), 339 nucleotides long. Its product is annotated as 3-dehydrosphinganine reductase TSC10A. Gene Ontology annotation, biological process: sphingolipid biosynthetic process. The coding region runs from base 1 to 339 and encodes 112 amino acids. Gene Ontology annotation, cellular component: endoplasmic reticulum membrane. The transcript has a single exon. Lineage: Eukaryota; Viridiplantae; Streptophyta; Magnoliopsida; Asterales; Asteraceae. The record is from RefSeq and is a predicted model, not a curated record. Gene Ontology annotation, molecular function: 3-dehydrosphinganine reductase activity.